Molecule: messenger RNA, 696 nt
Organism: Microthlaspi erraticum
Lineage: Eukaryota; Viridiplantae; Streptophyta; Magnoliopsida; Brassicales; Brassicaceae
Source: the annotation of a GenBank genome assembly
AUGAGCAUUGUAAAAUUUUAUUUACCUUCAAAGGUACAUGUCGACGCUCUGGCCAAACGUCUCGACGAAGCAAACAAGUGUCGCCGAAGCGCGACCCCAACCGGUUUCGUCGAAGCACGAUCCCGAGAAAAGCAAGCGUCGCCGAAGCGCGACCCCAACCUGUUUCGUCGAAGGACGAUCCCGAGAAAAGCAAGUGUUGCCGAAGCGCGACCCCAACCGGUCUCGUCAAAGCACGAUCCAGAGAAAACCGGUCUCGCCAAAGCGCCGAGCCUGAGAGAAACAAAAACCAAAGUAAACGGACUGAUCAUCCAUGAGGAGCAUAACUACUUCAUCAUCUCGACAUCAACGAAAGCUAUUGUCAAGUCUGAAGAUUUAUCCUCUUUGACGAGCAUAUAUCAAAUCCGAGAAAAACAAGUGUCGCCGAAGCGCGACCCCAAUCAGUUUCGUCGAAGCACGACCCCAAUAAGUGUUGCCGAAGCACGACCCCAAUCGGUGUCGUCGAAGCACGACCCUAACAAUCUCGUCGAAGCACGAAUCCGAGAGAAAUCAUCACAGCAAUCUAUUCUCCUUGACGAGACAAAAGAGUCAUCUCGUCAAGUUUUAACGAGACUGUACGGAUCUAAAGUCAAUAACGCAACGCAGCAUCACGUCAGCGCAGCAUCGCGACAGCAUCGGCAUCGCGUCGACAUCGCAUAA